Messenger RNA from Rhizophagus irregularis DAOM 181602=DAOM 197198, 1239 nucleotides. RefSeq lists its product as uncharacterized. Gene Ontology annotation, biological process: signal transduction; protein phosphorylation. Gene Ontology annotation, cellular component: cytoplasm. The record is from RefSeq and is a predicted model, not a curated record. Gene Ontology annotation, molecular function: protein kinase activity; ATP binding. NCBI's taxonomy places the organism in Eukaryota, Fungi, Glomeromycota, Glomeromycetes, Glomerales, Glomeraceae.
AUGGAAAAUGAAAGGUUGAAAGAGUUGGAAGAGCAUAUUGAUAGUUGCGGUAGCUGUAACUAUUGUGGAAGACCAAAUACUGGAAGAAGUUGGUGUAAUAAAUGUAGUCCUGAUCAAAGAGAGUCAAGUGGAAAAAAUGAAAUAGACAAAUUCAUUCUUGAAGUACAACAUAAGACAAAAAAUUAUGAUGAUAAUUUAGAAUGGAUACCUUAUAAUAAAUUUAAAAAUAUUAAGAAGAUUGGCGAAGGAGGAUUUGCUAAAAUUUAUUCCGCUAUUUGGUCAGAUGAACCUGGUUCAAGAGGUCAUGUUAAAGUUGCUCUUAAAAAACUUAAAAGUCCAACGGAAGCUUUUAUUAACGAGAUGAAAAUACAUAAUGAAUGUAGUUACGCUAAUUCAUAUAUAACACAAUUUUAUGGAAUAACUAAGGAUCCAGAAACUGAAGAAUUCUUUAUGGUUUUAGAGUAUGCGACGAAUGGUAAUUUAAGAAAAUAUCUCGAAAUCAAUUUUCCUACUUUAGAAUGGUAUAAGAGAUUAGAAAUAUUACACAAUGUUAUAGAUAACCUUGAUUAUAUUCAUAAUAAAAAAUAUAUUCAUAAAGAUUUACAUAGUGGAAAUAUACUUCAUUUUGAUUAUUAUGCAAAAAUCACGGAUCUAGGACUUGCACAAUCAUCAAAACAUGAUUUAAAUUCAAACGUUAGUGGAGUACUUCCUUAUAUAGCCCCAGAAGUCUUGGAUGAAAAACCGUAUACUUUUGCAAGUGAUAUUUAUAGCUUUGGGAUUAUCAUGGUAGAAAUGUCAACUGGGAAACCACCUUAUGGAAACGUACCUCAUGAUGAAAAGCUCGCGUUAGCGAUUUGUAACGGUUUAAGACCAAGAGUUUCUAGAGGAACACCAAAAUGUUAUAUUGAUUUAGUAAAUCAAUGUCUUGAUGCAAGUCCGGGCAAAAGACCUUCGUCAAAAGAGAUUCUCAAAGUGAUUAGAAACUGGCGAUUCCAUGAUGAUCACGAAAAACUAAGUUCUAAUAAAGAAUUUAUUAAUACUGAUAAUUCAGAUGCAGAUAAAAUCAUUUCACGAGGAUUCCCUUCUGAUACACUCCAUCCUGGAGCAAUUUAUACCAGUCGUCUUAUGAGUUUUAGCAAUCUUCCUAAACCAAGAAACUCCAGAGGAAUUCAAAUCGAAGAUCCGGAAGUUUCGGAUUCCCAAUUGAUUAAACUUCACGUUUCUGAAGACCUUAUCUAA